Colletotrichum abscissum is the source of this 825-nucleotide messenger RNA. RefSeq lists its product as uncharacterized. The transcript has a single exon. Lineage: Eukaryota; Fungi; Ascomycota; Sordariomycetes; Glomerellales; Glomerellaceae. The coding region runs from base 1 to 825 and encodes 274 amino acids. Gene Ontology annotation, molecular function: riboflavin reductase (NADPH) activity; biliverdin reductase [NAD(P)H] activity. The record is from RefSeq and is a predicted model, not a curated record.
AUGCCAUCCAAUGCAAAGCCAUCAACUUCAGGCCGAACCCUGGCCAUCUUCGGCGCGACCGGCCGCACCGGGAGCGAGACGCUGAAAGCCCUUCUUGCCAAGCCCAAAAAUCCUUUUUCUCACAUGAAGAUCUUUGUCCGCUCCCGCGAAAAGCUCAUCAAAGCCUUUCCACAAUUCAAGACAGAUAACAGCGUCGAAAUUAUCGAGGGUCAAGUCACCGACGAGGCCCGCGUCAAAUCCUGUCUCGUCGGCGCCGACACAAUCAUCUGCGCCCUGGGCGAGAACGACAACAAGCCAACCGUUAGCGUACUCCAGGAUUCAACAACAACAAUCGUCUCGGCACUGAGACAGCUCAAACAGGAAGGGGGAGCAGACUGGAAGAAGCCAUGGUUCAUCCUCCUCUCCUCCGCAACUUGGAAUGAGCGAUUCUCCGCGAGGCAGCCAUGGCUUGUGCGAUGGAUGAUUCAGAACGCCUUUUACUGGCCCUAUGCGGACCUGCGCAAGGCGCACGCAAAUCUGCAGGCUGAACCGGAGCUGUUGUUACUGUUGUUGGUGCAGCCGCCUGCCAUCAUCGACGAAGAGGCGAGCGGUCACACGAUCAGCACGGAGUCGGUUGGCCUCGCGUGCUCGUAUCCGGAUCUUGGUGCGGCGUUUGCGGAGCUGGCAACCGAGGAGGCGUACAAGGAGACCAGUGCCGUUGGUGUCACGUCUGGAAUGGCCAAGGCGGGUUUCUCGAGAUAUGGGCCCGAGAUUCUGCCGAGAGUCAUCUUUGGACUGAUGGCUAGUUUCAUUCCGGGUGCUUGGAGGGUUGUCCCAAGCGUGUGA